This is a messenger RNA of Zea mays, 584 nucleotides long. RefSeq names its product histone H4. NCBI's taxonomy places the organism in Eukaryota, Viridiplantae, Streptophyta, Magnoliopsida, Poales, Poaceae. The record is from RefSeq and is marked validated. Gene Ontology annotation, molecular function: DNA binding; protein heterodimerization activity; structural constituent of chromatin. Gene Ontology annotation, cellular component: nucleosome.
AACAACAACAACAACCCGCACAACGGCACGAUUCUCCUCCUCCGUCCGCGUAGCUCUCGGUUUCGGCGAUGUCGGGGCGCGGCAAGGGCGGCAAGGGGCUGGGCAAGGGCGGCGCCAAGCGCCACCGCAAGGUGCUGCGCGACAACAUCCAGGGCAUCACGAAGCCGGCGAUCCGUAGGCUGGCCAGGAGGGGCGGCGUCAAGCGCAUUUCUGGGCUCAUCUACGAGGAGACCCGCGGCGUGCUCAAGAUCUUCCUCGAGAACGUCAUCCGCGACGCCGUCACCUACACCGAGCACGCUCGCCGCAAGACCGUCACCGCCAUGGAUGUCGUCUACGCGCUCAAGCGCCAGGGCCGCACGCUCUACGGCUUCGGCGGCUAGGCCGCCUCCCCUUCUGAUGCUUUGAUAUGACGGCCGUGGUCGGUUGUGUGUCUAGUUGGCCGGUCUACUGUAGUUUGUUCUGUAUCUUCGUUUCGAGGUGUUCCAGUUUCUAGCCCAUUUGGUGUAAUAUUUUCACAGCUAUUAUCAAUGGAAAGCCCUCGGUUCUAUCCUCAUUGUUCUGGAUCAAGAUAAUCCGUUUGAUAU